GAGCUCGAGCAGCGAUAGCAGUGGCUUUCACCGCGGAGGGAAGGCGAAGAGAGGAACACAACACCCAGCCAGCGGAGAAACGACAAACUGCGUUUUCAUAUCCGACUUUUGCGUCCCGCCUGUCGCUCUGUUGUCCGGGAGAAGCGGAGCUAAAGACCAGCAUUAGUCUCUGAAAUGCAGCUGAGGACUUUAUCCACACAGCGAGCCAGUUAGCUAACGACGGGAGUAAGUUAGCCUCGCAGUGAUUUAUGCUAGUGGGUUACCGUUAGCUGGAUGGGAAAGCUGGUGGUUUUGUAAAAGUUAAUGAUUUUGCGCCACAUCUCAGUAGAGAUAAGUGUUGGAUUGGUUUGUCAGUGUUCCCGUCUCUUUGCUAUCCUGACAGCUUCUUCCAUCCAUUGACUCUGCGCUGUCCUGAAGCUGAGGGGUGACAACUCUGAAUAUGGCGAGUGUUUCAGACAGAGACUACAAAACUGACACUUUUAAGUCGUUGGACUGGCACGUUGCUCAGCUCGUGUACCCAAGAUAAACACUGUUAAACCGGACAAUUAAUGUAAUGGCCAAAGAGAGUGACGGAUUUCAUUUUUAUGUCUCACUAUACAGUUGCUCUCAAAGUUGCAGAACAAUGGGUUGUCAAUGCUGAAGCCGUCUUAAAAGUUUAUGAAUACUUGUCUCUGUUGAAGCUCAACAAUUUGACACUGCGAGACAUGGACUUGCACUGGAUGUAAAGACUGGUUGAAAACCUCUAACAUCACAGCUGUCUCCAGGUUGGACGCUUCAUCUGAGCCCUGCUGCUGGUCCCCACAGCUGAUUUGAGGGCCAAUAUGUCAGGGGCCACAACUGUGCAGCUUUUCACCAAGCUCGUCAAGCAUGCAGUGGGCAAGGCACAGAUACAGCUCAACCGCUGGCUGCAGAGGACUGCCACAGAUGAGUGUGACAAAAUUGACAUCCUGAUAUGCAGCGCCUUUGACGAGAGAGGGGCUGGCAUAGGGAAGUCAGAUGGAGACCCUGAGGUUAUCAGUGAUACAGGGGGGAUGACCUUCACCAGUGGUGGAGAGUUCAGACACCCAUGCUGUAUCACCACCUUUUGCUUCAAGAGCGCCCUGCUGGCAUGCAUCCUGACUGCUGUAUGCUUCUCCUCGGUUGCCCUUGUGCGCCAAUACCUCAAGGACCUUCUGCUUUGGGUGGAGAGCUUGGACAGCCUUGUUGGAGCCUUGCUGUUUAUAGUUGGUUUGAUUAUUGUGUCGUUCCCAUGUGGAUGGGGAUAUAUUGUUCUUAAUGUGGCAGCUGGCUACCUCUAUGGGUUUGUGCUGGGUAUGGGACUAGUCAUGGUGGGAGUUUUAAUAGGGACCUUUGUGGCACACCUGGUGUGCAAACGCUUAUUGACAGACUGGGUGCUGAACAAGGUUGGGAACAGUGAGCAGCUCAGUGCUGUCAUACGAGUGGUGGAGGGAGGAAGUGGACUCAAAGUCGUGGCCUUAGCGAGACUCACCCCCAUACCUUUUGGGCUCCAAAAUGCAGUUUUCUCGAUCACAGACGUGUCCUUGCCAAACUACCUGGUGGCCUCCUCUGUGGGUCUGUUGCCCACCCAGCUUCUCAACUCCUACCUGGGCACCACGCUCCGCACCAUGGAGGACGUCAUCGCUGAGCAGAGCAUCAGCGGCUACUUUGUGUUCAGCCUGCAGAUCGUCAUCAGCAUCGGCCUGAUGUUCUACGUCGUGCACCGGGCUCAGGUAGAGCUCAAUGCAGCCAUCGCCGCCUGCCAGAUGGAGCUAAAGUCGUCGCACAUGAACGGGUCCUCCACCAAUCACAGCAGCUUCACCUACUGCAGCAAGAGGGCGACAGCCGGCAGUGGAAACUGCAUUAAUGUGGUGUGACGUCAAAUCACUACAUGUGGUGGUAGCUCCUGUGACUGAACAGACAGUGUCUGAAACUUGGUGAUGGUGUGGUAUGUCGUCGCCCAGGUGAGAAAAACCCUGAAAGCUUAUGUCUUUUGUUAGAACUUUUUUUUUUCCUAUAAGUGUGGGACCAUGCACCUUUUGAAGAAACGGUGCUGAUGAAAAUGGGUUUGCGGUGUGGGAGUUUAUUUUUUUUAUUAUAAUUAUUCUUUUCAUCAAGGUACUUCUUAACAUUUAUUCUGUUACAGGAGAUGUCAAUGAAAUGAUGAUGUUUAGAGACAUCAGAAGUAGCUGAGUGAGUCAGAAAAAAAAAAAUUAGCUUGGCUUUAACUGCCUGCUAACGCUAUGAAUGUGCAAUUUGGAGCUUUCUAGAGAACCAAGGAAUUGUUUUUUUUCCAUUUCAGUGUCAAAAGAAUGCCAGCCUAUGCACCUUUAUCUCAUACUACAUUUGUCUUUUUUCAGUUCAGGAAAUUUUAGGGUCUGUUUGUCAACAUCCAGUGCUUACAAUAUAAAUAAUAAGGGCAUUAUUAAUAUUUUUGAAAGAUUUGGCUUUUUAGUCCAGUUCAUUUUUUUAAGUGUCUUAUUUUUGGACUAUUGAGUGAGGGGAGAAGCUCUCAGCAAGCACUACAGGCCUCUCUAACCGUGUGAUUUCUGCUUGCUUGCGACCACAUCAGCUGAAUUGGCCUUGUCUGCCUGUAGAUCAUUUUAGCGCUUCUGCAGUUUUGAGAGGAGCAACUGGAGAGGAGAGCAGAUUUCAGAGCUGGAAACUCAGGAAUGUUUCUGUCAGGAAAGUUGAAGUGCAGUGUGAGCGGCUCCUCGGUAGAACAACCACAUGUUCUGUGACAGAAAGAGUCCCACACUGAACUGACACUGAGACAUCGAGCUUUCCUGUACAUGUUUAUGAUUCAUUUUGGGUUUUUUUUUUGGCUGUGAGAUUAUCCAUUAGGCUUAUUACAUAGUUCUUGCUUAAGAUGAUAGUUUUGACAAUGUUGUGCAAUACAUCGGUGAUGAAAUGGCAUGAAUGUCAUAUUUCAGUGCUGAAACCAAACUAAUCAGAAAUGCUUACAUGCAUACAAAAUAACACAAACCUAAGUCUGUGGGUUUUUUAGGUUUAACUUUCAUUAUAGAUGAGUAAGCUAGAUAAGAUAAAGAGGCUGUUAUUUUUUAUGUGCCAUAAUUUGAUAAAGCUUAUUAGAUGCCAUGACACAGGCCCCACCUGAACUGAGGCUACAUGUGACUUAUGACUUACUUAAUUUUAUAACUUAAUGUUGUUGGUAAUGAUUUAAAUUACCUGUGAACAAUUUUUUUGUGUUUUAGCUCUUAAUAAUACAUUGACAAAGCUCUCAUGCUGUAGGUUUGUUUGCACAGUCCACUACAACACACAAGCAUUAUUUUCUUACAGGUAAGAUAAACUAGGAAGGGGUUUGGUUGGUCAGGAGGUGAAGCAGAUGUGUCUCAGAAGCUGACAAUCAAACACAACAUGGACACUAAGUGAUGAAUGUGAUAAUACUUUUUAUUUUUACAUGAAUUAUUGUGAUGCUGCUCCUCAGACAAAGUCUGAUUGAGGAAUAAUAAGGGCUCCUAUAUGAAAAAUCCAUCUCUAUGUCCCUGUAUUUGUUCACUAAAGCCUGUUUUGUAUCACUGGCACAACGUUUUGUUUUUCAUCUUAAUAUUAUGUUAUUUUUUAUUAUGUUUUUUUUUCUCAUAGCCAGAUUUAGUGUUUGCCUAAACACAUUCCAUGCUGUCAGUCCUCUGAAAAGCUGUUAAGUUAUUUUCAUACUAAGUGUAGGUUGAAAGGGCCCCUUCCUGUCUGAAUUUAGCAAUAAUGUUUGAAAGUCAGAAGCGAAAAAAAAAGAUAGAAGUUCUACCAAUAAGAUCUUUAGCCAGGUGUUUGGGAAUAGCUGUUCAAAUCCAAUGUGAAAGAUCUGUUUGUAAAAAAUGUAUUUUUCGUUCGAAGGUAAACAAAAAAAAAACAAAAAAAAACAGCAUUUGAGUCAUUAGUCGAUCCAUGUUCCACUAUAACAUUGAG
Molecule: messenger RNA, 3924 nt
Organism: Toxotes jaculatrix (banded archerfish)
Lineage: Eukaryota; Metazoa; Chordata; Actinopteri; Toxotidae
Gene: tmem64
Product: transmembrane protein 64
Exons: 3
Coding region: 822-1874 (350 amino acids)
Source: RefSeq, a predicted model, not a curated record